GGGCGGCUCCUUUACCGCCGCUGUUCCGCAGGCCCGGACUAGCGCGGCGCGGCAGGCGAGGGGCCCAGGCGCUGAGGGGCAGAGCGGGGCUCGGUUGGUCCCGCGUCUUUUCUUUCCUGCCGAGCAGCCCGGUGUGGUCCGUGUGGGGACGGUCACGGACCUCGCGUGGAGCGGGAUGGCCGGUUCCUGUCACGGCCCGGCGCUCCCCGGGUGGCGGAGAUGUCACUAGUAGAUUUGGGAAAGAAACUUUUAGAAGCUGCACGGGCAGGUCAAGAUGAUGAAGUUCGCAUUUUGAUGGCAAAUGGAGCACCUUUUACCACAGAUUGGUUGGGAACAUCUCCACUUCAUCUAGCAGCACAGUAUGGACACUACUCAACAACAGAAGUGUUGCUGCGAGCAGGUGUAAGUCGUGAUGCCAGAACCAAAGUGGACAGAACUCCAUUACAUAUGGCAGCAUCAGAAGGUCAUGCCAGCAUAGUAGAAGUCUUACUUAAGCAUGGUGCUGAUGUCAAUGCGAAGGACAUGCUCAAAAUGACUGCACUUCACUGGGCUACUGAACAUAACCACCAAGAAGUUGUUGAACUCUUAAUAAAGUAUGGAGCAGAUGUCCAUGCUCAGAGUAAAUUUUGCAAAACAGCAUUAGAUAUUGCAGUAGACAAUGGAAAUGAAGACCUCGCAGAAAUACUACAGAUUGCAAUGCAGAACCAAAUCAAUACGAAUCCGGAGAGCCCGGACACUGUGACGAUACACGCAGCAACACCGCAGUUCAUCAUUGGACCUGGAGGGGUGGUGAACCUAACAGAUGAAUCAGGAGUGUCAGCUGUACAGUUUGGGAAUUCAUCAACAUCAGUAUUAGCCACGUUGGCAGCUUUAGCAGAAGCAUCAGCUCCACUGUCUAAUUCUUCAGAGACACCAGUUGUGGCCACAGAAGAGGUUGUGACUGCAGAAUCUGUGGAUGGUGCUAUUCAGCAAGUAGUGAGUUCUGGAGGCCAGCAAGUGAUUACUAUAGUUACAGAUGGCAUUCAGCUUGGUAAUCUGCAUUCAAUUCCAACCAGUGGAAUAGGGCAACCAAUCAUUGUGACCAUGCCAGAUGGACAGCAAGUAUUAACAGUCCCAGCAACAGACAUUGCUGAAGAAACUGUGAUAAGUGAAGAACCACCAGUGAAGAGACAGUGCAUUGAGAUUGUUGAAAAUCGUGUGGAGUCUGCAGAAAUAGAAGAAAGAGAAACUCUUCAGAAACAGCUGGAUGAGGCAAACAGAGAAGCACAAAAGUAUCGUCAGCAGCUUCUAAAGAAGGAACAAGAAGCAGAAGCCUAUCGGCAGAAGUUAGAGGCAAUGAACCGCCUCCAGACUAAUAAAGAAGCUGUUUAAUAAAGCAUGAACAUACUGCAAAGCCUGUUAAUUUCAAAAACCUGCAGUACAAUCUUGAACUGUACACUGUAUAGGUACAGACCCAGGAUUACAUGGUAUAGAAGAUGCUACAAGUUGAUAACUGGACUUUAAGCCGUGAGCUCUGGUGGAUUUCUUGUAACAUAAAAAACUCUGAAUUUAGAAAUUGUGCAAAGUAUUUAAAAUGAAAUACUGUAAAUAGUUGUUUUUUUUACAGUUUCAAAAUGAGUUGAUAAAUCUUUUUGAAGGGAUCCAGAAACAUGAGAAGCCAAUGUUUUUGUGAAAUUUUUGAUUUUAGUAUGAAUCUAACUUCUGAAAAACAGAACAGUUUUAAGGGUGAUGUUGUUGAUUUAAGCUGACAACUUGAAAAUUAAUUAUGUGACAAAAUUAAUUAACAGCUAUUUCUACAUGAUAACAACUUAAAAUUCUCUGAAUAAGACAUUUCCUGGUGGAAAUCUUUGUACAGCUUUAAGUAGUUGUCUCAGAUUCUCUGAAAACCAUUUUUGGUUUUUUUUUAUUUUAGGCGGUGAAAUUUUUAUAUUUAAUUUCAGAUAUACCCAAGUAGAUUUACAUGUAUAUGAAGCUAAUAUUUUUUAAACUUUCAGUUUGUACAUAUGCUGCAUGUUUUUAUAAUUUCUACUCAUACAUCUUGCAUAGGUAUUUUUCAGCAAAGAUGAGAAAAAUGUUUAGCUUAUAGGUCACUUAAAGUAAGCUAGCAGCCAGUUUUACUGUAGAUGGUAUAUUUGCUGGAAGAAUGUAAUUUGUAACUAAAAAGAAGAAAAAAUCUCAAUUAACAUAUUAGAGACAAUUUAAAAUGUGGUAGUGGAGACACUGAAAGUUCACUUUCUGUCUUACAGUUUUCCUGUACAAAUAUUUUGAAGUUCAGUAAGGAACAGAAAAGAAUGUCUCCACUGAAACACAAAUAGUAGUUUUUUUAGACUAUUCCUGUUGAUCUCUUUUCCCCAAUAGCCUUGAAAUUAUUUCAGUGAUACAUUUUUUCUAAACAGACUUUUGCAUUUUAAUUAUGCAAUUGGACAAGUAAUUAUUUUUAAGUUGUAGUGAUGCUUUCCUUUCCUAGCAUCAUUGUUCUUCACUGUGAUACUGUAUCUGUGUGUGUCUGUGCAGUGAUCUAUUAUGCUUAGGAUUUAUAUAGCACGUUACAUCUUCAGAGCAUUAUAAAACCUUUCAGAGAACCCUUACUGUACUGCCUGAGGCAGGUAAGUGAGUGUUACUGUCUCGUUUUUAUAACUGGUAUAAAUGCAACACAAGGAGUGUUAAAUGAGUGGCCCAAGACCACGUGAAUCUGUGGUAGACCUGGGAAGAGAUCUCAGGAGUUCCUGGCUUCUAGUCCUGUGCUUAGACUGAGCUGCCUUAAGAUUGUUCAGUGCUAUGUUACAUUAAAUUUUGAACUACUGUGCGGAUUCCUUUUUUGUAAGAUAAAAGCUCUUUGUGCUUUGCUUUGAUGUUUCAUGUUUCACUGCUUUUAUGGAAUUGUUUAUAUAAACUUAAGCAAAAAGUCUAGUUUACCUAUACUGUACACUGAAGAAUUACCCUUAAAACUGUACUUUGGCCUACUUUUUCUAUUUUACAAUUAAAUAUCUUUUCCACA
Calypte anna (Anna's hummingbird) is the source of this 2998-nucleotide messenger RNA. RefSeq names its product GA binding protein transcription factor subunit beta 1 (gene GABPB1). Gene Ontology annotation, biological process: positive regulation of transcription by RNA polymerase II. The record is from RefSeq and is a predicted model, not a curated record. Gene Ontology annotation, molecular function: protein binding; transcription cis-regulatory region binding. The transcript is spliced from 9 exons. NCBI's taxonomy places the organism in Eukaryota, Metazoa, Chordata, Aves, Apodiformes, Trochilidae. Gene Ontology annotation, cellular component: nucleus. Bases 220 to 1371 code for a protein of 383 amino acids.